Messenger RNA from Naumovozyma castellii, 1827 nucleotides. RefSeq names its product Vik1p (gene VIK1). NCBI's taxonomy places the organism in Eukaryota, Fungi, Ascomycota, Saccharomycetes, Saccharomycetales, Saccharomycetaceae. The coding region runs from base 1 to 1827 and encodes 608 amino acids. The record is from RefSeq and is a predicted model, not a curated record. The transcript has a single exon.
AUGAGCCCAGUCUCGAAAUCUGGAAAGCAAAAGGCCGCUUCUUUACAUGACAUUACCAAUAAGGAAGUUCAAUCCACAAAGAGAAAAAAAUUAACUCAGGAUGAAAUCAAUAAGCCCAUAUUAGCCAGUUAUAAGAAAUUAGCCAUGGAAAAACGAGUUCAAAGAGAUUUGGUGCAAAAGAUUAAGGUGAAUCAUCAAAAAAAUCUGGAGUAUAAUUGGAAGAUACUGAGAUUGCAAACGAGAACUCUGCCCGAUUUACAAUACGAGAUUUCCAAGAGAGAGGUUAUUUUAAGGAAAGUUGUGAGAGAUACAGAACUGUUAGUUUUAGCAAUAGAACAAAAAGAAAAGGAGAUUUCCCAAUGUGAUGCGAAAGAAACUACCGUUCUGGAUUCAUUAAAAGAACAAUUCAAAAAACAGAUCCAAGACCAAUUGCAUGACUUCGAUACCGAUCUGGCAAAUCAGAAAGCUAAAUGGGAAAGUGAAAUACUGGAAUUGGAAAACAUGAAACCAAAGGACGAGGUUUUAAAAGAAAUAAAAGAUUUGGAAACACAAUUAACUAGCUUACAAGAAAAAUUAACUCAAUUGGAAACUCAGAACAACAAGAAGGCUCUCGGUCAUGAUACUGAACUUAAGAAACGAUUUUCCGAAUUUAAAUUGGAAGUUGAAGAUUCUAAAAUUGAUAUUGAAGAAAAACAAAAUACACUGUUGAGAAAGAAAGAAGAGUUGGCAAUUAGGACAAGGGACCUAGAGACUUUGGUAAGAACAUAUGAUACCCAUAUAGAAAACUUAGAAAAGGAUGUUGCUAUUGUGAACAACCAACUAACUGAGCUCGACGAAAUAACAUUACCGAAAAGGAACGCACUCUCACGUUCAACAGAAGAACUAUCGCAUGAAACCGAAAAAACAACAAUCUUCCAACAAGAAGCAUAUUUGCAAGAACGAAAAUAUAAUGAAAAUUUUGAUAAGAUGGAAUUUGAAUGUAUUAGAAGAAAAAAAUUAGAAAACUCCAUUGAUGAAUUGAAAGGCUUCAUACGUUGUUUUGCCACUAUUUCUGAAGAAGGUAUUCCUAGUAAUAUACACGUGAAGUAUACUUCUAAUUGUAUUUGUAAUGAUGACAAUGGGAGGGAGUACCCAUUUACAAGAUUAAUCCCCUCCAUAGACAUACAGGAGAAAAAAUUUCUUUUCCAGGAAUACAGAAUAUAUCAAGAUAUGUGUCUAAAGAAUUUUGAAAAUCACAAUCUAAUAUCAGUAUCCAACAAGCAAUGGCAUGAAUUACGGGAAUCCUUGAUUAAAUUCAUUAUUUCAAAUUACAAAGCAGAUUACGAAAUGACAUUCCAAUUUGUUUUUUUAUCAGAUGAUGCAAUAUCUCAAGACUACUUGCAUUCUGACCCUUCUCAACUUAAAGAGGGCAUUAACCUAAAAUUUGAAAAUAAUUCUAUUAAAAUUGACUCAACUACUAAAACAAUAUCGAGUGAUUUUCUUUCGGAUACGGAGCUUUUAGAAAACAUAAUUCCAAUAGAUGCACCCGGUGUAAAUAUCUUAAAGGUUAAAUUCGUUAAGCGUUUGCAGAAGGAACUAUCUACUGAAUUCUAUUUUCUUCAAAUAAACGAUUUAGCAACAGUAAGUGCAUUAGAGGAAGUAUUCAAUGGAAAGGACAUGGCAGCUGGGAAACAAGUGAGCGUAAUUCUGCGAUAUUUGUUAACUUAUACAAAAUCAUGCUUUCUUUUUAAUAUAGAUACACAGGAUAACCUUGAUCCUAUCCUAGAAGUAGCACUUAAUGUCGGCAGUUUGAGGAAUCCACUGAAACCCAAAUCAAAAUCUAACUAA